Molecule: messenger RNA, 2112 nt
Organism: Nerophis ophidion (straightnose pipefish)
Lineage: Eukaryota; Metazoa; Chordata; Actinopteri; Syngnathiformes; Syngnathidae
Product: gastrula zinc finger protein XlCGF57.1-like
Exons: 3
Coding region: 263-1876 (537 amino acids)
Source: RefSeq, a predicted model, not a curated record
UGGCCGGGCUGCCGUAAAACCCGCGUCGAAGAAGUAAAAAGCGGAAGUUGGCAAAGACGACUUCGAUUGUCAGAAGAGAUCGUGAGAAUCGAGUUUAAAUCGCGUAAAACAUUCCAAAUGUUAGAUAAGUUGCCUUAAGAGCGACUGGUGAUGAAAUAUUGGCGCUGUUCAAAAGAACGACUUAGCGUCGGGGGAGGAGAAAGUUGGUCGAAGCAAAAAAGGAGAAGAAGGCUCGCCAUCGACAACCGGAAGCAAGUCAAACAUGUUCCACUUUGAAGACGUCCAGCAGAUAAUUGGUGGUCAAGAAGAAGGUCCCCCUCAGCCGCAGGGGAGGGUCUCCACUUUGAAGAUGGAGGAGCCGCAGCCCCCUUAUAUUAAAGAGGAGCUGGAGGAAGUCUGGAUCACUCGGGAGGAAAUGAACCUUCCAGGGCCAGACGAGGCUGAUCCCACCAAGUUUCCACUGACUGGUGUCCCUGUGAAGACUGAAGAACUUGGAGAGAAACCACCAGAGUCCUCACAGCUUCUUCACACUCCAAAUGAGGAGAACAGAGGGGCGGAGCCUUCAAGAUGCAGGGGAUAUGCUCGUAAAACUAUAAAUGUCCGGCCACUCGUUGAUUGUCGGGCGAGGAUCUCCAUUUUCAAGCAGGAGGAUCCACAUCCCCCCUUUAUUAAAGAAGAAGAAGAAGAUGAGGAAGAAGUCUGGAUCACUCAGGAUGGAGGGUAUCUUCUCUGGGGGCUCGAAGCCGACUUCACUAACUUGCCACUGACUGGUGUCUCUGUGAAGACUGAAGACGAUGAAAAGAAACCACCCGGGUCCUCACAGCUUCAUCACAGUCCAAGUGAGGCGAACAGAGGGGCGGAGCCUACAAGCUGCAGCUCAAUACGACACAUGGCGGCUGAAGCUGAGGGAGACCACUAUGGAGGAUCACAAGCAGACGCCCUCUUGGCUCCACUAUCAGAUAGUGAGGCAGAAGACGGGAACGACACCCAGGAGCCUUUGAGCAGCGGUACAGACAAAAUGAGGACUCACACCUACAACAAUCACUCUGACUGCUCUAAAAAGAAGACGGGCAAAAAAUGUUUGAUCUGCUCAUUUUGUGAUAAGAGCUUUGCUUAUCAGAGGGAUUUUGCUCGACACAUGACAAUACACACUGGGGAAAAACCAUUCAGUUGUUUGGAUUGCGGGCAAAAAUUCUCUCAGAAGUCCAACAUGGUAACACACAGGAUAACACACACGGGUGAGAAAGCUUUUAGUUGUUUGAUGUGCGAUAAGAAAUUCUUUAAAAGGGCAAACAUGACGGUGCACAUGAGAACACACACAGGGGAAAAACCUUUUCGCUGUUCGGUUUGCGGUCAAAGAUUUACUCAUAAGGUAAGAAUGGCAUCACACAUGACGUCGCACACGGGAGAAAAACCCUUUAGUUGUUCAGAUUGCGGAAAAAAAUUCUCGGAAAGAAGCAACGUGGCGAAACACAUGAAAACGCACACCGGAGAAAAACCUUUGAGUUGUUCCGUUUGUUGCAAACGAUUCUCCGAGAAGUCGCACAUGGCGUCGCACAUGAGGACGCACACCGGAGAAAAACCUUUAAGUUGCCCGGAUUGCGGGAAGAGAUUCGCUCAGACUUCCACUUUGGGGCGACACGUCAGAACGCACACGGGGGAAAAACCAUUUAGUUGCGUGGUCUGUGGUCAGAGAUUCACUCAGAAGUCACACAUGGUGUCACACGCGAGAACGCACACCGGCGAAAAACCUUUUAGUUGCUCAGUUUGCCAGCAAAGAUUCACUCAAAAGUCAAACAUGCUUUCGCACGUGAGAACACAUAACGGGGGGGAAACAAAGGUCAAAUAUGUUACGUGUUCAAUUGUCAAAUCAUAGAAGUGUAACAACAUACAAGGAGUCUUCUAGAAAGUCUGCUGUGAGUAUGAUGCAAGAUUUAGUGUGCUGCUACAAAAUACAACUUUGAUGAAGGACAACAUCGACUUUUUCUUUUGGACUGAAAAAGUGCACAGAAGAGAUCAUGAAAUUGUGUUUGUGUUGUGUCAAUCUUGUACAUGUGUCGUCUUGGUGAUGACUCCACCUGCUUUAUUAUAAAGUAUUGUUUUUUUAAUCUU